Messenger RNA from Parasteatoda tepidariorum (common house spider), 4351 nucleotides. RefSeq lists its product as uncharacterized. NCBI's taxonomy places the organism in Eukaryota, Metazoa, Arthropoda, Arachnida, Araneae, Theridiidae. The record is from RefSeq and is a predicted model, not a curated record.
GACAUCAUUGGGGUGGAUGAAUACAGAGCAGGUAGGAAAGGCCUGUGUGAGGACCUUUUUAAUUUGGCGUAAGAAAAAAAGUUAAAAAAGGUAAAGCAUAAAAUACAGGAGCUGGUGGAAAAAUAAGGAAGAAAGUUUCCUGAUACUGACUGAUACAAGAUAUCAUGGUGUAUGAAUGUAUUAGGUAGGGUACCCCAUAUCAGUUGAAUACACUAUGCUGGACAAUUUCUGGAGAAUAAUUAUAAAAGCAAUCAUUUCACCUCCAUGAUUCAAAUCAUUGGGAAAAACUCAAAAUCAACAUUUGUAAGAAUCGACAUUUGUAAGUCUUUCGCCUUUAAAGAGAAAAGAACACUAUAAACUUUUCUUACUCCCCAAAUCAGAGUUAUUCAAUAAAGAGAAAUGAGCUGAUCGACUUAUGACAUUUUAUCAACUAUAAGCUCCCAUCGAGAAUUAGACAAAGACCACUAAAGUCAGUUUUCAUCCUCAACAAUUGGCAGUCAAAGAAAGUGUUCUGAUAAUUAUAGAGAAAGUUCAACUUCUCGGCCUACGAAGAGUUCUAGCUUUAGCAUAAAAAAUAAAAGUUCUUGUAGAAUGGCAAACGUCUUUCGUAUUUUUGAACGUCCUGAUGAAAUUAAUGGAGCUUUGUUCACUGCAUCAGCAACUGCUCCGAGAACUAGUUCGAGUAAAACAUCCAAAAACACACAAUUGUCUGCAAGACCACAUCAAACCACCUCUGAAGAAUCAAAAAUACGUAACUUCAGGAUAAAUAAGGAUUCACCCAAUUCUUCUAGAACUCAUUCCUCAAGCAGAAAUCUUCCUGGAAAAAAAGACUCCAAAAGUCUCUCGAAACAGUCACAAGAGCAUAAAAUGAAUUGUAAAAUCAAAAACUGUACUGUGGAAAUCAAAAAUAUUUAUAUUCCACCCUCUCCACCUACAGUGCCGAAACCCGCGAGAAGAAAUAAAUCGUUCGGAACCAAUUGCGUUGCAAAAAGUAGCAAUGCAAAAAGUAGCGCCAAUAGAACAUUUAUAAGAAAGCCAAGUAGUUCUGGGAGCAAUAUACAAAGAAGGAAUCUUACUGAAGAUGGUAUUGGCCAGGCAUCACAUCCGAAAAAUUUUAAAAAAUCUUCGAACACUGGCAACAGGCAAUCUUUAACUAAUAAAGACACAGCAACAGCAUCACUUCGUAGAAAAGAAUCGUCGAUUACGCCUUCAAAUAAAAAUUCAACAACAGCAACGCUUGAGUAUUUUGAUAAAGAUUUACCAUCCACAUCCGCACCUAGCGAGAUCUCAUAUUAUGGGAGAAAUCAAGAAAUUACAACAAUUUCUUCAAAUGGAAGCUCUCCUAAUCGAUCUACAUCGCAAGGUUUGCCAAAUGAUGCUCAACGAUUACAACCGAAGACUUUCAUCAAGGGUACUAAAAAUCCAAAAGAACUGAAAAGUCAGCGUGGUAAAACGACAGGAAAGAGUACCACUAUUUCGCCGAGACGAACGCCUGGUUUGUGGAAAGAAAAUGAAGAGACUGAUCAUAUAAUGGACAUUGAUACAUUUGAUGCGUUCGUAACUCACGUGCGCGGAAUGCACCAUCCUGGAGAAAUGGUCUACCAAUACACUACAGGUUUUGAUGCAGUCAUUAAGAAAAUAAACGGUGUCUUGAAGCUCUUUUAUGAGCGCAAAGUAGUACGCAAGAAGGAUAAUUAUGAAGCUAAACUUCUAAAAGAUCUGAGGGAAAGGUUGAAAAACCAUGAAUACUGUAAAAAGUGUCAACUACGUUAGUACCAAUAUUGAAUUAAAAAUAAUUGAGUAUGAAAAUCUUAGCAUUCAUACAUAUACCUUUCAGAUAUUUAAAAAAUUAUUAAAAUAGUGCACCCAAAACUUUGUAUCCUAAACUUAUCAGGAACUUAGUGGCUUGAUUUUUUUGAACAAAUAUUUUCUAAAUUAUAAUUUUAUAUUAUCUUGUCGGAAAGAAUUGUAUGGAGUUCAUUAUACACAAAUAAAUUAGAUACAUAAACUAUUUAAUUUUUUAAAAAAAAUCGCAAAAUUGGCUAGGCUUUUAUCUUUCUAAACUCGUUAAAGGAAAUAUCAGACUUAACAUUUUCUAAAAUUUUAUUUUUAAUAUCCUGAAAAACCAUCAGAAAAUGUGAUGUUUGGUGAUUUUAUCCUCUUUCUCAUCUCAUGAUAUGAAGAAUCAGAGAUAAUGUGUAACUUCAGAUGAUUUUACCCUUUUUCUUAUCUCAUGUCUCUAAGCAUCAGAUGUAACUUGCAUCUUCAGAUGAUUUUACCCUUUUUCUUAUCUCAAGAUACGAAGCAUCAGCUGUAAUUUGCAUCUUCAAAUGAUUUAACCCUCUUUCUCAUCUCGUGACACUAUGACAUAGCCUUACACACAGGUUUCGUUGUUUAAACUUUCUAGGGAAUUGAAUCAUUCUAUGAAAAAAAAUCAAUUAACAAUUUUAUAUUUUAAAAUUUGUAUGGAAUUAAAUCAAUAAUAUUUUGAAUUCAGGGGUCAUAUGCUUAUUUAUUAUUUAAGCAAAUGCAGUAAAAAAUGUCUUGUUUCCCAAUUAUUGAUUCUUCUCUCUCAUAUGAUUUGAAAAUGAUCAAUUCCAAUCAACAAUGCAAUAAGCAUAUCAUAGAAUUUUUAAAUGAUGAAUUGAAGAAUAAUCUACUAAAUUACUUUUUUUACAAAAAUGCUAAGAGACAUAUAUAUAGUUCUCUCAUCUCGAGAUUUUUGAAACUUAGGUUUAAAAUGAUUUGAUUAAAGAAAUAUUGAACUCAACUACAAAUUUUAAUUAAAUAUUAGUAUGAAGAAAUAUUAACUAAUUGAUACUGGUUAUUUUUUUAAUGCAACAGUACUAUAAAAUUUUUCAAUGCAUUGAUUUGAGCAUUUUGUUCAGUAUUGUUAAAAUUAUUCUCAAAACUGUUAAAAUUUCUUGUUCUAUAUAAAUAAAUUCUAAAAUUAAACUAAUUAAAUUUAAUUAUUCUUGUAAUAAAAUUUUCUUUAAAGUAGAGCAAAUGAUUUUUUUUUCAGUUUUGCCACAAUUUUGCCAUUUGCAAAAGUAGUUUGAUAUCUGUAUAUAUAUAUGUUUGAUACAUUCCAUAAAAUGCCCUGAAUUUCUUAAAAAAUAUUCUAAUUUUUUAAAAAAAAAAUUUCUGAAUUUUCCCUAGCAACAAUUUUACUUUGGCUCCAGUUGGUCUCAAAAUUAGCUCAAUAUGGAUUCUAUGUGAACAUGCACCGAGGGACCAAUAUUAGGAUGUCUAGAUUUUUUAAUAUUGGUUCUAUGUAGGGCCAAUAUUAGUCUAUAUACAACCAAAAUAGGGCUUAUAUUGGCUGAAUAAUGACUAUAAAAUAUCGGGUGAAUUUGACAAUUUUUUAGUGAGCCAACAUUGGAAAAUAUUUGCCCUUUAAAUCUUUAUUGUGCCGAGAUUCGGGAAUAUUGGUAAAAUGAAAGCCCAAGUUAUUUUGCUGCUAGUGUUCCUUUGACCCACUACGAAGCUACGUUACAGUGAAAUAUUUAAAUUGUGACUAGGGCAAGUAUUGUUGACAUGUCUGCUGCUGUGAACUUGAAUUGGUGGAAUUCAAAUUAAUUAUAAAUUAAGUUAUAAUUAAAAUUAAUUAUAAAUUAAGUCAGAAUUCAAUUUAAUUAUAAAUUAAAUUAGAAUUCAAAUUAACUAUAAAUGAAGUUAGAAUUAAAAUCAAUUGUAAAUUAAGUCAGAAUUCAAAUUAAUUAUAAAUUAAGUUAGAAUUUAAAUUAAUUAUAAAUUAAUUAUAUGUAAAUCAUGGCCUGUUUUUAAAAUCGAAAUAUCUAUUAGAAAUAGUACUUGGGAAGAUCUAAUUGCUUAGAAGAUAUUAUGAGCAAGUCUUAAAAUUUUACGAAAAUAAUGUAUGAGUAUAUAACAUUUUAUCUUUAAAAUGAAAUAUCAUAUAAAUGAUAUAUCAUUUUUAUCUUGUAAAUGUUAUUUUUUUAUCUUUAAAACUUAAUUUCUAAGCAAUUUUCCCUCAUAAACUUUUGGUAAAAAUGGACUGCAUUGCGUGUUAAAAUUUUCAACUCAUUGCUUUAAUUGUGAAAUUGUUGCUUAAUCAACAAUUUCACUAUCACUUUAAGAUUUAGUAAAAAGAAAAAAAUGGCUAGGUUAAGAAAAUUUUUCACUGCUGACUAGUUUAUUUGUUAACUUUUUGAGUAAUAGAAUAAUGUUAUCGUUUCCAAAAUUUGAAGUCAGAUUUUGACCUUUACUUACUGCUAUUAUAAUAAUCUAAAAUACGAAUUAUUUGUUAAGAAAAAUAUAUUUCUGUUUUAUGUAUUAUAAGAUAGUUUUAUCUGCAAGAUUUGAUUUUUGAAAUAAAGCUUUUUAAAAUUUG